Molecule: messenger RNA, 1653 nt
Organism: Cyphellophora attinorum
Lineage: Eukaryota; Fungi; Ascomycota; Eurotiomycetes; Chaetothyriales; Cyphellophoraceae
Product: Far upstream element-binding protein 1
Exons: 1
Coding region: 1-1653 (550 amino acids)
Biological process (GO): regulation of gene expression
Cellular component (GO): cytoplasm; nucleus
Molecular function (GO): mRNA binding
Source: RefSeq, a predicted model, not a curated record
AUGGCGGACAUCCAGAACAUUCUCGCUGCGCUUGCAGCUCAACGCCAGAAUGGGACACCAUCACAAGCACCACCAGGAGCUCCACCAGCUGUUCCAGGUGCCGGCUACCCUCCACCUCCACAAUACGCUGCGCCACCAGGUGCUGCCGCCUAUGGACUACCACAACCAAUCAACUCCGGAAGUGUAGAUCUCGCUAGUCUGAAUCCCGUCAACAGCGGACAGGUCAACUUCAAUGAUGCGCUCGCAAAGGCCCGUGAAUCGUACGAUCCGAAUCGACCUGGCUCACGCAACAAUGAUCCUCGAGCUGCUAGCCGCACCUAUCGUCGCUCUCGCUCUCCGUCUCGCUCACCUCCUCGUGUGCGUGAUGAGUACCGUGACAACUUCAAUCCAUACCGUGAUGAGAGAAGAGGCGGCAAUGAUAGAGGCUUCCGUGAUCGAUCGUACUCCCCAGGUCGUGGUGGCAGCGGUGGUCGUGCUGGUGGCCACUAUUCUCCAGCUGCUGGAUUCCAAGGCCCUCGCUCACCUGGUCGUGACAGUGCCAACGAUGACUCUGAGACCCUGCCCGUGGAGAAAAGUCUUGUUGGUCUUAUCAUCGGUCGUGCUGGUGAGAACCUGCGCCGUGUCGAGAACACUACCGGAGCUCGAGUUCAAUUCAUGGAUGGUCCUGAAACCGCAGGUAGUCAGCGCCACUGCAAGAUCUCUGGAACACGUUCUGCCCGUGCCGCUGCAAAAGCUGAAAUCUUCCGUGCUAUUGAAGACAACGAGGCCGGCGGCAAAGCCGGAGGAGGCCGUGCACCUGACCGCAGUCGAGGUGGUGCAGGUCGUCCUUCAGCUGGUGGCGCAGGCAUGAUGAGUGCUACUGCAGUCGCGGCUGCGGUCGCUGGAGGUACAAAAGAUGGCAAUAGCUUGCAGAUCCUCGUUCCCGAUCGCACCGUGGGUCUCAUCAUCGGUCGUGGAGGUGAGACGAUCAAAGAUCUUCAAGACCGUAGCGGCUGCCACGUCAACAUCACCGCUGAGGCUCAGAGCGUCAAUGGCAUGCGCCCAGUCAACCUCAUUGGCAGCCCUCAGUCCCAAGCCCAUGCGAAAGACCUCAUCAUGGAGAUCGUCGAGAGUGACCAGAAAGGUAUCAGUGUCAAGGAGUUGCGCAACCGUGGUCGCGAAUCAAAUCAAGACUCUGGAGAGAAGAUCAACGACAGCAUCAUGGUUCCUGGCGACUCUGUUGGCAUGAUCAUCGGCAAAGGCGGCGAAACCAUCCGCGACAUGCAGAACUCUACUGGCUGCAAGAUCAACGUCUCUCCGCCUAGUGGUCGUGAUGUCGAGCGUGAGAUCGGCCUGAUCGGUACCCGUCAUGCUGUUGAGGCUGCAAAGCGCGCUAUUCUUGCUAAGGUCGAUGCUGCUGAGGCUCGGGGUCGAGGUGGCGGUGGUGGCGGUGGCGGGCGUGAGAGUCGUGGUGACUAUGCCAACCCCAACCCUUAUCCUGGUCAAUCCGCAUACCCCGCUGCUGCAGCUGCCCCUGCUCAGCAAGCUCCUGCCGCUGGUGGUGAAGAUCCCUAUGCUGCUUAUGGUGGCUACCAGAACUACGCUGCUAUGUGGUAUGCUGCUGUCGCUGCUCAGCAGCAGGCUCAGGGCCAACAGCCUGGCGAGCAGCGUUGA